This is a messenger RNA of Erythranthe guttata (spotted monkey flower), 1304 nucleotides long. RefSeq names its product calmodulin-binding protein 25. Lineage: Eukaryota; Viridiplantae; Streptophyta; Magnoliopsida; Lamiales; Phrymaceae. Gene Ontology annotation, molecular function: calmodulin binding. Gene Ontology annotation, cellular component: nucleus. Gene Ontology annotation, biological process: response to osmotic stress. The record is from RefSeq and is a predicted model, not a curated record.
AAUAAAUCACAAGUUUUAAACCAUGGUUUAAUUUCCGUACAUGUUAACUGCCGCGUGUCCCAAGAGACGCGGUUCCUUCCUCACACCACCGCCCUAUUUAUUGACCCCCAUCGCCCCCAUUUCUACUCUCCUCAUACAUCCCCCCUUUCUCUCUCUUCCUCAUUUUCUCUCUCAUCAAACAAAAACAUUUUAUAUCAGUAUAGUAUCAGUACACACCAAAUUAGCUCUCCCCUCUUCAAUUUUUGAGUGAGAAGGAAUUCUGAUUUUGUAUCAUUGUUGUUUGGUUUUGCUGCUUCAAUUUUGCUUUUGAUCGGAAAAAAUGGCGUCCUACGAUAAUUUGAUGACGAUGGAGCAGCCGUGGUCGUUCCGCCCUACAUUCGCCGACGCUUGGAUCUCCGAUAUCUUCACGAAGGAAACGGAUACGCUGACGAAGGCUCUGCAAAAGUCAUUCGACACCACCACCACCUCCUCCGACGGCGGCGGCGGCGCAUUCUCGGCUGAAAUGGUCGAGUCUCUCUACGCCAAACCGGAGGUGGCGCCGAUUCAGACUCCGACGGCUUCCGGCGGAUCGGAGAACGACGCCGUAGUAUCUAAGCGGCGGCGCAGUCUGCCGCCGAGCGGCGGCAGGGUCGCGAAGCGGAAGUCGCGGGCGUCGAAGCGAGCGACGACGACGUUUAUCAACGCGGAUCCGGCGAAUUUCAGGCAGAUGGUGCAGCAGGUGACCGGCGUGAGAUUCGCCGCCUUGAACGGGCAGCUGCCGGUCGCCCCGGUGCUGAAGCCCGAGCCACACAGGGUCGCGAACCAGAACCGGCUUUAUCCGGACAUCGGCUUGCCGACGACGUUUGACACGUCAGCUUUUUUCCUGGACGGCUCCGCCUCGUCACUGGCGGCGCAGCCGCUCACCGCCACCGCCUACGGCGGCGGGAGCGCGAGUGGGAUUGACUUUGACUCCUUUUGUAGCUUUCCCACUCUCGAGUCGUGGAAAGUCAUGUAGUUUGUUACGAGGAGUAAAUUGUAAUUUUGGUUCCCUAUUUUGUUGGUUCCCAUUUAGCCUGCAGAAAACUUAGCGAGGGGUAAAAAGGGAAAGAUCUGUUAAUAUCUUGGGGUGGGGGUGGGGUGGGGUGGGGGGAAUAGCGGUAGGUCAUCUCGGCGUGUAAGGAUGUAACUCUGUUUUUUAAUUUUGUUAUUUCUUUUUUUUUUUUUUUUUUUUUCCAUUGUGAUGUGUUAUUUACAUGAAUUGCUGUAAUUUAUUGCCUUUCUUCAUAAACUUGAUGCAUAAUUGAGUAUUAAAUUAUUAAUUGUUA